Molecule: messenger RNA, 1116 nt
Organism: Nerophis lumbriciformis (worm pipefish)
Lineage: Eukaryota; Metazoa; Chordata; Actinopteri; Syngnathiformes; Syngnathidae
Source: RefSeq, a predicted model, not a curated record
AUGGCACACGAUGCUCUACCUUUGGACGAUUUCACGGGCAAAACGAUGUCCAGAGGCGAGCCAUGUACAUGCAGCGCCAACUGCUGGAGUCGGAGCGGCAGUGUUGUCUUCCUUGGAUUAUUUCUAAUGUCACUCUUACUGCAUGCGGUAACCCUUGUCUGCUACUUGGACCUGCGCUCUGAGAUCAAAAGGGAAAUAAUCCACCAGAAACGAGACUCUAUGUUGUCACUAGCUGGGAGUGACAUAGACAACACGAUGUCUGCGGUAUUCCCGCCCGACCCCCCGCGGUUCGACCCCGGCAGCAGCCGCUCCUCAGAUGAUCUCGAGGAACAAUCACUGGACACAAAUAGAGACAUGCUUGCCACAGAAGAUAAUAGAGGCAUAACUCAAAGGGAGAAAAGAAGCCCUGGCAAGCAACCAGAAACAGAAUCAACAGGAAAGGAGAAAAGGAAAGAGAAGAAGAAAGGCAAGAAACGACCAAUACCAGGCCCACCUGGUCCUCCCGGACCUCCAGGCCCCCAGGGGCCACCGGGAAUCCCUGGAAUCCCAGGGAUUCCUGGCAGCAAUGCUGUGGGUCCUGUUGGACCUCCUGGGCCCCCAGGGGCACAAGGGCCUCCCGGCGCUCAAGGCCCAGCAGGAGUUCCUGACAGGACGAAAACAAAAGAAUUCCAGCCUGCAGUGGUUCAUUUGCAAGGGCAAGAAACAACAAUCCAAGUGAGAGAAGAUCUUUCUGAAGGUAUCCUCAGGAACUGGAAGAUGGUGUCUAUACAUCACCGUGUGUUUAAAAUGCACUCUCGCUCUGGAGAGCUGGAGGUGCUGUUGGACGGUGUCUACUUCAUAUAUAGUCAGGUAGAAGUGUACUACCUAAACUUCACAGACAUUGCCAGCUAUGAGGUAAUGGUGGACUCCACCCCAUUUCUCCGCUGCACCUGCAGCAUUGAGACAGGCCAGCGCAAGUUCAACACCUGUUACACAGCUGGGGUGAGUCUGCUGCGUGCAGGCCAGAGAAUAUCUAUACGCAUAGUGUAUGAGGAUACGCUCAUUAGUAUGACCAACCAUACCACUUUCCUGGGAAGUGUCAGACUUGGAGAGGUUCCAUCUGCUGGACAGAACUAA